This is a messenger RNA of Drosophila kikkawai, 1622 nucleotides long. RefSeq names its product rolling stone (gene rost). NCBI's taxonomy places the organism in Eukaryota, Metazoa, Arthropoda, Insecta, Diptera, Drosophilidae. The record is from RefSeq and is a predicted model, not a curated record. Gene Ontology annotation, cellular component: membrane.
UGCAAAGUGAUCGUGCGCCGAGUGAUCACCGAGUUCCGAUCGCGUUGCGAAUCGAACUAACUAUCAGUCAGUUUGCCGCUGGGAGUGAUCGAGUGCGCGCGCCUCCAGACUCCGAAAAUCCAAAAGCCCCAUUUCAAGAUCGGGGAACCCACUCCUCUUCCUCCUUCUGCACUCCUUCUCCCACCUCUUUCUCCACUCUCUCUCUCUCUCUAUACCUCUCUCUUUUGGUGCUCGUGCGCGCCGUAAACAUAACUCAAAAGCACUGGCAAAGUCACACGAAAAAGGUAUUCGACGCCAGUUGCCGGUCACUAGCGACUCAGGUCGGAAGUCUCCCCUCCUCGCAAUUCCCCUAAAUAAAUUCCUGUCCGCGAUAAAAGUGUAGAAAAAAAAGUAAAUAAAAUAAAAUUAAAGAAAUAUAUGAAACCAUGCAACUUUUCGACGACUUCUGCAAAUGCUUCAACAAGGAACUGCAGCGGGCGAACUUCGGCUUCUCAUACAAUCGCGUUCAUCUGUUCUACAGAUCGCAGUGGCAAAAGGAUGAGACCAAUACAAUGUACCUGCUCUAUCGAUGGAUCUGGGCCCUGUUCUUUCUGGGAGUAUAUAUCAUGUGCAUGAUCGUCCAGUUCUGCGAUGGCAAGUUCUUCAUCUACAUGACCAACUGGGGAUACGGCCUGUGCACGAUCACAAUGCUGAUCUCCGCGGUGCAAGUCACCUGCUGGCACUUUGAUCUGAGAAACACCCGGAGCCUGGUGCAGGAAUCCGGCAACAAGGCGGAUACCUCGAGAGGCCUGAAGAUAUACUGGUGGCUGUAUAAUAUGACCCUAUCGCUGGCUCUGAUUAUAUCGACGGUCUACUGGGUGUUUCUCCACGGCAAGAUGAAUAAACCCGUGCGCUUCCCAGCUAUUAGCAUCAUUACCCAUGGACUGAACACUGUGAUGAUGCUGAUCGACUUCCUGGUAGUGGCGUUUCCGCUGAGGGUCCUUCACAUGGUUUACAGCAUGAGCCUGGCCAUCUUCUUCUUUGUCUUCACCAUCAUCUAUCACUUCUGCGGGGGCACAGACGAAUUUGGCAAUCCCUAUGUGUAUCCCAUCCUGGACUGGAACCAGCCCAAGCGUUGUCUGGUGACCUUUGUGGGCAUCUUUCUGCUCAUCAUGUGCUAUUGGAUGCUGCUCUUCGGACUGCACAAGCUGAAGAGGAUGUUCAACAGGGCCUUCAGUGUGGUCUGGUCCCCGCAUUCAGUGGGUCUAAUAUAAGGUCACCUACAUGAACAUCGCCUCAUUAGCACCCUCACUUCUAUAGGAGUCUAAAAGUAUCACCAGCAUUGCAUUUUAUUCCAACAUACACACACCCACACACACUCGCAUGCAUUUAUUUAUGUCUAGUAUUUCUAUAGUAAGUUUUAAUCUUCUGGUUCCUUAACGUUGAAUUGGUUUAGUUAGGCUAAUAAACAAAGAUUUUGUUACUACAUAUAUGGAUUGAAUAGCAUAAAUAUGGAAUUUGUUGAAAUACUCUAUUGAUGCCAUCACAUUAUACGGGAUGCAUUCAGAGAACUUUGGAAUUGUAUAAACAUAUAACAAGACAACAUCUAACGAAAAUCGAAAUAAAAGAAAUGUACAUAAUAA